Molecule: messenger RNA, 906 nt
Organism: Striga hermonthica
Lineage: Eukaryota; Viridiplantae; Streptophyta; Magnoliopsida; Lamiales; Orobanchaceae
Source: the annotation of a GenBank genome assembly
AUGGCGACGAAAGCUAUUCCAAGGGCUUCGUUGGAUUUCCCCACUUUCUCAAUCAAAGCCUCCGUUACCAAUUCAAUGCCAAACGCGUCGAAUAUUCGUUCUCCCAAAUGGGUUUCUCUCAAAAUCAAUUGCCCUUUUUCUUCACGCCCGUCGCGUGCCCAGAUCAAGUCGAAAUGCAGCAACGGAAGUCAAGUGAUAGAGUGCAAAGGGGUAUUCAGUAAGGAAGAAAGUGACACAAAACCAAACGAAGAACUUCGAAGGAAGAAGAUGGCGGUUUUUGUCUCCGGCGGAGGCUCCAAUUUCCGGUCAAUUCACCGGGCGGCUCUCGACGGGUCCGUUCAUGGUGACAUCGUCGUUUUAGUGACUAAUAAACCUGAUUGUGGUGGUGCGGAGUAUGCUCGUGAUAAUGGAAUUCCAGUUAUUGUUUUCCCGAGAAGGAAAGACGGGCAAGAGGUUUUUUCGGCGAAAGACCUUGUAGUUGCACUAAGAUCAUACGAUGUUGACUUCAUUCUUUUAGCCGGUUAUCUUAAACUAAUUCCACUGGAGUUGGUUCAAGCGUAUCCCAAAUCCAUAUUGAACAUUCACCCUUCACUUCUUCCAGCGUUUGGGGGGAAAGGGUAUUACGGUAUAAAGGUGCAUAAAGCUGUCAUUGCUUCUGGAGCAAGGUAUUCAGGUCCUACAAUUCAUUAUGUUGAUGAGCAAUAUGACACGGGUCGUAUUCUUGCACAAAGGGUAGUUCGUGUGCUUGCUAACGAUACAGCCGAGGACUUAGCUGCAAGGGUUCUUCAUGAGGAGCACGAAUUGUACGUGGAGGUAGCAGCUGCCUUGUGUGAGGAACGAAUUGUGUGGCGUGAAGAUGGUGUUCCUGUCAUCCAGAGCAAAGAAAAUCCGAACAACUAUUUUUGA